Molecule: messenger RNA, 642 nt
Organism: Phoenix dactylifera (date palm)
Lineage: Eukaryota; Viridiplantae; Streptophyta; Magnoliopsida; Arecales; Arecaceae
Source: RefSeq, a predicted model, not a curated record
AUGGUGAGGAAGGCAUGGAAUGCCCCGGUUAGGGGGGAUGCUAUAUAUCGGGUGUCCCGCAGGUUGGAGUUGACUAGGAGGCGGUUGCAGAGGUGUAACCGUAAGGAAGUAGGGAACAUUUUCAGAAAGACGGAGGAGGAAGAGGAGGUCAUUGCCAGGUUACAGUCUUUGGAGGUACAGCGGGGAGGACUAUCGGAGGAGGAGAUGGGGGAGCUCAGAUCACAUUUGGCCUUACAUAACUCUCUUCUCAGACAGCAGGAGAUACUGUGGAGAAAGAAAUCUAGGGUACAGUGGAUUUUGGAGGGAGAUCAAAACACCAGGUUCUUUCAUCAGGCGACGGUGAUCAGGAGGCACCAGAACAGGAUCAGAGUCAUCAAGGAUGAGGAUGGGCAGCAAUCAGAUGAUCAUGUUGUGAUUCGGAGGGUGGUGGAGGGUUUCUUCAGAGCUAGGUGGACGGAGCUGACCGGGGAGGGGAGUCGAGUAGUGAUGUCGUUGCCAGCGGUUUGGGUGUUGGAGGAGGAGACUGCAGCUUUGAUCAGGCCGGUAUCGGAGAGGGAGAUCAGAGAGGCGGUGUGGUCCCUCGAGGGGGAUAAGGCGCCAGGGCUAGAUGGUUUUCCACUCGUGUUCUUUCGAAGAUAUUAG